This is a messenger RNA of Amoebophrya sp. A120, 4062 nucleotides long. The record is from the annotation of a GenBank genome assembly. Lineage: Eukaryota; Dinophyceae; Syndiniales; Amoebophryaceae.
UAUCCAUCGAAGCAAGCAGGCAAUUAUAGUAUUGCGUUCGCAUGUUGAGGUGAGUAUUGUAUUGCUAUUGGCACACCAAGUCACAGUCGGCGUACAAGACCUAGCGACAGCGAUUCAUCUUCCUUGCCCUUUCCAUUUUCACUUGACUUAAUGCCGUGACCGGCUGCGUCACACACUAAGACUAGUAAAUCGAAGAAAACUACAGCAAAAAUGUCGUCCCCCGCACAACAUGACCAAGACUCCGCGCGGCCAGCUCCGCCAAUCAACCGUCGUUCCUGGGCGGCGCUUGCGGACUCCAACAUUUCCGACCCGUCGAAAAAGUUCAUCAACAGUUUGAACUUUAAGAAGAUGACCCCGGUGCAAGCCAUCGCAAUUCCCCUGUUUCUGAAGAACAAAGACGUGCUGGUCCAAGCUUGUACGGGGAGCGGGAAGACCCUCGCAUUUCUCCUACCCGUCGUGGAGCUUUGUCUACGCGCGGUGACGCAGGAAAAAGAGGAGAGGAAGGAUGCAGAAGCAGAUGCUGACAACGACGAAACGGAAACAAGCAGUAAACAUAUCAAACCAAACAAAACCGCCGCUCUUGGGGGACUGAUCCUCGUGCCAACUCGGGAGCUCGCCCUGCAGAUUUCCGAAAUCUUGGAGAAAUACCUGAAAUUCUAUCACAUGCAAAAGUGCUUGGGUCUGAAAGGAUGCAACUUGUCAUGCUAGGUCUGGAUCGUGAUUAGCAAGAGGCGUCCUCUUGUGACUAAGUCGAGAGGCAGAUUCUCAUGCGGGCAAGGAAUGAAAAUAAAGAUCUCCCAGAACCUGUGAUGCCAGGGCAUGCAGCACAGACCUCACGCGUCUUGUAAAAUGCGCAUGACAUCAAGCGUUGCACUUUUCCAGACCCAGACAUAUUUGGAUUGCAUAAAUGCUUUGAGCAGACGAAAGAGAUCCGAUCCGCGGUUUUCGUCGGUGGAAAGUCCCAGCACAUGGAACAGAAGAUGUGGCAGAAGGCGACCACGAUUUUCGACAGAACUGCAUAUCAAAUGUAAAAAUGUCUGGGUCUGGAAGUUUGGAACUUGUGAUGCUAACUUUGGACUCUGAAAAAAUUUGUAUUGCGUGACCAACAAGAGGAGUCUAAAGUAGUUUGUGCUACGCGGGGAGGGCGUUUGUCAUGCGGAGUAGGCAUCAGGAAGCCAUCGAAAAAUCUGUAAUGCUAGGUCGCGCUGCAUUACAGACAUCCUGGGUCAUGCAAAAUAUGAAUGACAAGUCUCAGAAUCUCCCAGACCCAGACACUUUUACAUUUGAUACUGCAGCAUCUGUUCCUACUACUACAUCGCACGACACUUGUUCAUUAUCUCCCGUCGCCCGAACUAUCAUCGUCGCGACGCCGGGGAGAUUAGUGCACUGGCUCCGGGAAAAAUCGAACAACAACCUAACAAUCGGGAAGGAGUUGGCGAAAAAGUUGGAGGUUUUGGUCUUUGACGAGGCGGAUCGAUUGUUGCAGUUAGGUUUCGAAAAGGACAUUCGCGAAAUCGUCAACUACCUACCGCGACAAAGACGCACGGCUCUGUUCUCCGCAACUUUGCAAAAUUCCGAGAUGCACACGCUGGUCCGAGUGGGGUUCGCGGGGAGGAAUCCUGUGCAGGUCAAUGUGGAGGUGAAUACUGCGAAUAAAGGGAGUAGUACCAAAGCAGGUAGUUCUACUUCAGCAGCAGAUGGCAAUUUUAAAACCGCAGAAGGUAAAGAAGAACAGCAGAAGGGUCCUGCUCCUGCGCUCAGGGAUAAAAAUUCAGAGGACGCUCCUGCAGCGAGCAACGCAGAAAACGCCGUUGCUCCAACCGCCCCCGACUCAACACAUCAAGUUUUACCGCAAAAACUGAAGAAUUAUUUCCUCGAAGUUCCGAAUUUCCAGUCAAAAUUACCGCUACUGUACAAAUUACUCGAGGAAACGAAGAACAAAAAAGUCCUCGUUUUCUUCCUCACCUGCGCGGCAGUGGACUACUACCACAAAGUUCUCCUGCAUUUGAACCUGAAAUCGGAAAAAAUCCACGGACAGAUGCCGCAGAAGGGAAGGGAACAGAACUGGAUGAAAUUCAAGAACAGUAAGACGAAAAUCCUACUAGCAACCGAUGUCGUGGCGCGAGGGGUCGACGUGCCGGACAUCGAUCUGAUUAUCCAGUUCGACCCGCCGUGCGACCCGAGUGCUUUUGUACAUCGGAUCGGGCGGACCGCAAGGGCCGGGGCUGGGGGCGAGUCGUGCGUGUUUCUGAUGAAGAACGAGGUGAGUUACGUGGAGUUUCUGAAGAACCGGGGGGUACAUCUGGAGAAUUAUGAGGAGAAACUGCUUGCAGCAGCGGUAGCUGCUGCUGGUCGUGCACAGAAAGAACGUCAGCAAAGUUCUGACGCGAACACGAACAUCAACCAAAGUAGCGACGCUGGGAGUUCUUGUGCGAAGUCAGUAGAGCCACAAACCAAGAAACGGAAGUUGAGUAAGAAGCAGAAACAAGCAGCAGCGGCGAUGCACACAGAGGCUGCAGCAACUGCAACAGAGGCUGCGGCACCAGCAGCUGCAGUAGAAUCAACAACAUCUUCAUCUUCUACACAGGACGACGACCACCACCAGGGAUCCUCUGCUACAACAACCACGAUAAAAAGAACUGUUCCCACCAGCAUCGCAGAACUCAUUCAACCGACCACCGACCGCGUUCUCUUGAAAAUCAAGCAAUUGAUCGAAACCGACCGACAGGCCAUGAUGAAAGCCAACGCGUGCUUUGUCAGUUUCUUCCGCGGGUACCAGGAACACCAGCUUCGGUUUUUGUUUCGGAUAGAGGAACUUCCGUUAGGGGACGUCGCGACCGGGCUGUGCUUGUUGAGAAUCCCCCGGAUAAAGGAGAUUUUGGGGAAAAAGAUCGAAAAUUUCGUGCAAUCGAAGGUGAAUCCGGAGACCGUGCCAUUUCUGGACAAGGUCAGGGAGAAACAAAGACAGGAAAAGCUGCAGAGACAAAGGUACAGAUGAAAUCAUUCGAAUUUGUAUUGCUCAAGAGCAAAGAUGAAAAUGGAAGUUGUAUUGCUAUGGUCAGGAAGAUUCCGAUCGUCGUUUCUACUCGAGAUGCCAGCAUAGUCAGCAAUCACCCAUGACACUCUAUAUCCAACCACGGCACGACGGCAUGACUUCUGUUUAGCAACAUGACAAACCCCAAAAUUAUCCAACCAUUCAGGGACGAGAAGGCCGCCACCGAAACCGCGGAGGAUUUGGAACGACAGCGAAUCCGGAAGGAACGAGAGUUGGAAAAGCAGAGGAAGAAGGACGAGAAGGCUCGCACCCGGACGGAGAAGCGGACGGCGGGAAGAAAAAACCGGCUGGAGGAGUGGCAGGCCCUGCAAAUGGAGGAAUGUUUGGCGAAGAAGUUGAAGAAGGGGAAAAUCACAAAAAAACAGUUCGACGUGGAAAUCAAAAAGAUCGGACAGAAGCUGGCUGGUGGGGACGAGGAGAACGGAUUUGAUGGAUUUUCCUCCGACAGUGAUAGUUGUACGGGGGACGAUUUUUCGGACAGCGAUAGCGAAGACAGCGAUGCAGCAGGAGGGGAUGAGACGAAGAAUAAAUCUUCGAAGGGCAAGCAGGGGGAGAAAAACAAGAAUCCCGGGAAGAACAAUGCGGAGCAAAAAGAUUCAGACGACGAUAGUAGCGUCUCCACCGCGGGCGACGAUCAGAAAUCUGUGUCGGAGAUGGAUGGAGAUGAUGUUGAUGGCGAUUCAGACAACUCCGAUGACGACGCCGAAUUGUCCGCGGAACUGCACAAGCUCGGUAGCUCUUCGAAAAAAUCGAAAGAGAAGAAACCAGACCUGAACCAGCAGAAGCCGAAAAAGAGGAAAAGACGGGUGGUGAAAAAGAAAAAUAAGAGAAAGUAGAUCUUGAUGGUGAAGUGAAACUGAAAGUGUUUGGUCGUGAUUCGCUGUGUGCAACAAAGGAGGACGAACACGAAGGAAGUGACGAAAUCGCUCUCGCGGCUGUUAUUCACUGAGUCAAGAAGAGCUGCGCUUUUGUAAAAUGCAAAACGUUAGUACGAUAACAACUACCGG